Sesamum indicum (sesame) is the source of this 1298-nucleotide messenger RNA. RefSeq names its product ADP-ribosylation factor-like protein 8a. Gene Ontology annotation, biological process: protein transport. Lineage: Eukaryota; Viridiplantae; Streptophyta; Magnoliopsida; Lamiales; Pedaliaceae. Gene Ontology annotation, molecular function: GTPase activity; GTP binding. The record is from RefSeq and is a predicted model, not a curated record.
GUUUUGAUUCUGGUACACAGGACUCCUCUCCUAAUAGCGGUAGCCAUCGUCCAAAAUCAAUCCACUGUGGUGAGAAAAGCAAUAUCUUAGGUUAGGAGGGGGAGGAAAAGCAAAAACAGAAAAACUUACAUCGGGAAAGGUCAAUUGGGAGAAGACAAGAGUAGAGAUCUAUUUCGUUUUCGAGUCCUCGCGAUCCCUCGUUGAUCACAGCAAUGGGUCUCUGGGAAGCUUUUCUCAAUUGGCUUAGAAGGAGUUUGAACUUGUGAUCAGCUGUGUACUUGUCUGCAGUGUUGUAAUUAUGAUUCCGAUUCAUGUGGAAUUUUAAUUUGCAAACCAGUUGGCAGCUAAUGUUUGCGUGAUUCAAUCUACCUAAUUCAGUGCACGGAAUGAAGAAUGAAAGAUUCAGGACUGUGUUGUUGCCUGUUGGAUAACCUGCCUUUUCUUCAAGCAAGAAAUGGAGCUCUCACUGAUAGGUCUUCAAAAUGCUGGGAAAACUUCACUAGUAAAUGUUGUCGCUACUGGUGGAUAUAGUGAAGAUAUGAUCCCUACAGUAGGAUUUAAUAUGCGGAAAGUCACUAAAGGCAAUGUUACAAUAAAGUUGUGGGAUCUUGGAGGUCAACCCAGAUUUAGGAGUAUGUGGGAGCGAUACUGCCGUGCUGUUUCUGCUAUUGUGUACGUUGUUGAUGCUGCUGAUCAUGACAACAUCAGUAUCUCCAGAAGUGAACUUCAUGAUCUGUUGAGCAAACCAUCACUCAGUGGCAUUCCUUUGCUGGUGUUGGGGAACAAGAUCGACAAGCCUCAGGCCCUAUCGAAGCAGGCAUUGACUGAUCAAAUGGGUUUAAAAUCGAUUACUGAUAGGGAGGUGUGCUGCUUUAUGAUCUCUUGCAAAAACUCGACCAACAUUGACCAGGUCAUUGAUUGGCUAGUUAAGCAUUCCAAGUCAAAGAGCUGAGUACAGAAAAACUCUUCACUGUACUCUGUUGUGUUGUAGAUUUUUUAAGAAUCGGAUUUUGAGUUUGUCGUUGUCCGUGACCAGAUUGCACAUUCUUCUUUCUGGCCAGACAAGGCUAUGAUGCUUUCUUCGAAGUUGUCUAUGUAUUGUAUAUCAACUCGCAUUUGUCUCUAUUUUCUAAGUUAUGUGACUUGAGAGGAGUUUCUUUGGGCUUUCAUGGGGAUUGGAUUCUCUUCCUCUGUUUGCCUUGGAGUUUGUCUUUGCUCAGUGUUUCUUUUGUUAGUGCAAACUGUGUAUGAGUUUGGUUGUCUGAAUUGUUAGCUUGAUGGACUUGGCGUUGCUAAAA